AUGCUAUGCUUGCAAACAGCAGGGACAUUAUGCGUGGAACUGCCCCAACGAGGCAAGUCUAACCAAGGAAAGAAGCCAGAAGGAAAAUCAGGCCCACAACCAGCUCAAGUGUUUCACUUGACAAAAGCGGAGGCAAAUGCUGACCCGAGCGUGGUGGAAGGUACGCUCUUCAUCCAUACUACUCAUGUACAUGCAUUGGUGGACCCUGGUGCCACUCAUUCAUUCAUAGCAAAUGAGUCUGCUAGGAGUUUGGGUCUUGAACCCUCAAUAAUGGGGUAUGGAGUUAGAAUUCAAUCUCCAAUUGGGGAGACUAUAGAGACUAAUUUAAUAGUCCGAGAUUGUGAUGUGGAUAUUGAGGAUGAGAAGUUUAAGAUAGAUCUGAUACUUAUGGAGAUGCAUGAUUUUGAUGUCAUCCUAGGUAUGGAUUUUCUUUCUCCAUAUUGUGCUAAUAUGGACUGUUUGGACAAGACAGUGGAAUUGGGAUGUCCAGGGGGAAAAGUGGUGAAGUUUAAGGGACCACGGUUUGGUAGGCAAUUAAAAUUUGUAUCAGCCUUGAAGGCGUGCAGAUGGUUGGAAAAUGGAGCAUAUGGAUUUAUAGCUCAUGUUAUGAUAGUGGACAAUAAGUCAUAA
Diospyros lotus (date-plum) is the source of this 630-nucleotide messenger RNA. RefSeq lists its product as uncharacterized. The coding region runs from base 1 to 630 and encodes 209 amino acids. The record is from RefSeq and is a predicted model, not a curated record. Lineage: Eukaryota; Viridiplantae; Streptophyta; Magnoliopsida; Ericales; Ebenaceae. The transcript has a single exon.